This is a messenger RNA of Kuraishia capsulata CBS 1993, 1947 nucleotides long. RefSeq lists its product as uncharacterized. The record is from RefSeq and is a predicted model, not a curated record. The transcript has a single exon. Bases 1 to 1947 code for a protein of 648 amino acids. Gene Ontology annotation, molecular function: protein binding. Lineage: Eukaryota; Fungi; Ascomycota; Pichiomycetes; Pichiales; Pichiaceae.
AUGAGCGAAGGAAACUCUGCCACUAACACAGGCUACGAGUACCUGAGCGGUUCUGGGAUCUCAAAAGCUGUUGCUACAACGGCUUCAGUGCUAGUCAAUUCGGGUGGUUAUUCUACUACGAAUGCACUUUCUCAAAAUAAAAUAUUCCAAAAAGCUGUGAAUGGCAGCAUACACUCCAACAAAUCACAUGCCUUGCUACAGAAACAUGCUGUUACUGGGGAAGCUGUUUCACUUAUCAGACGAAGCAAGCGUGUUCCAAGAAACCACAAACCAAAAGAUUUUUUGGAGGUGCCGGACGAGCUUCUGAAUGACAUACCUGGCGAUGAUGAGGUGGAUCAUGCUGGUAGUUCUUUCUCCUUAUUCCAAGGUUUUACUGCAGUUUUGCCUGAAGUGCAAGACGCGAUAGAUCGAGUUACAGAAGGGUCUUCCAAACUACUCGCCUAUGACGGCCCAGAAGUUACUCAGAAUGCUCUUCCCAGAGGAAUCACCGUUGAAAAGAUCAAAUCCUUGCAAAACCCAAAGCAAUUGAAUGACUUCAAGGACCAAAUCAACUGGAAAUUGGACCUUUUGGAGAUCAGAAAGGGUCUGGCAUCAAGCGAAAUCCACGAAAUCGAUCAUAAAAUCGAAAAGUUGCAGCAGAUGAGGAAUUCUGUAUUUCAGCGAAUCUCCAGGUUCGAGCAGGACGAGGCCGUGUUGGAGAGUUCCCUCAACGAGAUCGAAUGGAGGCUUGAUCUGGUGAAAGAUGUGGACGUUUCUUCCGAGGAAAACCAAGAAAAUGAAGCAGAAUUUAAUGACGAGAAUGAAGACUCGUUUGUUACCAUCAGUGGGGAAACGACGGUUGAUUAUGACGCCGAUGAUAGUUUCUACGAGGACUCCAAUGCGAAUCCAUUGAUGACCAAGUCAAUCUACGGGAAACUGCAAAACGAGACCCGAAAGAUAAAAAAGAGAGUUCCCUCGAGAAAGGUGAAGCCAACUUUGCAGCAAUACUAUACUGCUGGCAGUCGUAUACGAGGCCUGAAAGCCCAUGAGGACUCUGUGACCUGCUUCGACUUUGACCAGCCAUUUGGAACGAUGGUGAGUGCCUCUCUUGAUAACACAGUCAGAGUAUGGGAUUUGAGCCGUGGUAAGUGUACUGGACUUCUUGAAGGCCAUUUGGCUAGCGUGAGGUGUUUGCAGAUGGAGGAGAAUGUGGUGGUUACCGGGUCUCUAGACGCAUCCUUGAAACUGUGGGACAUAUCCAAACUUCAUGAUGACGACAACGACGGAUGUCUCAUAACAACUUUCGAGAGUCAUGUUGAGGAAAUAAGUGCCCUUAGUUUCCAUAACACCACACUGUUGUCUGGUUCUACAGACAGAACCAUUCGCCAAUGGGAUAUGAACACUGGCCAUUGUCUGCAGACUAUCGAUGUCAUGUGGGCCAGCAGUAUGAUGAAUGGGGGAGACGUUUCAUCGUCAGCUGCAGAUUGGCAAAAACCUCUUAUCAGUGGGGAUUAUCCUUUCAUCGGGGCUUUGCAAUGCUAUGAUGCUGCCUUGGCAACGGGUACUGCAGACGGUCUGGUGAGACUCUGGGAUCUGAGAAGUGGAGAGAUCAUCAGACAAUUGGUUGGCCAUACAGGACCAGUCACGGCCCUUCAAUUUGACAAUAAGAAUCUGGCUACCGGAUCUGCAGACAGGUCUAUACGCUUGUGGGACCUACGGACUGGAGGCAUUGUGGAUGCCUUCGCAUAUGACUCUCCCAUCUCGACUCUUCAAUUCGACGACUCCAAAAUCGUCGUCUCGAACGGUGAGAGCACAGUGAAAGUUUACGAUCGUAUUGAGGAACGUCAUUGGACGUGCGGACCGGGUGUUUCUGGAGAAUCCUCAUUCCCUAUCAACUGUGCGAAGUAUCACGAGGGUUACAUGAUCGAAGGAAGAGGUGAUGGAGCCAUGGGUAUAUGGGCCAUAUAA